AUGAAGAUUACCAAUAUUGUAAAAAGCCAUCCAAAGAAGUGCAUUUUUGCAUUUGCUAUAACCUCAUUUGCUUUCGUCCAUUUAAAUGAGGGGUACAGACAAGACAUACUGCGCCGAGAAUUAUGUGACCACGUUAAGCCUUUGGGAAGCGCAAACACCGGUCCACACGAUAGACUACGUCGUCUGACUGUUUACCUCAACCCUUUCGCGCGACGCGGAAACCUACUGAAAGACUUCGAGAAGGACGUCGCUCCAUUUUUGCAACUUAGCGGUCUGGACGUUCAAAUGGUAUACACGGACAGCGAUGCAGAAAUAAGAGAUUCUGUCACCGUUCUGGACCCCAACAGUACUGACGGCGUUCUCAUUGCCGGUGACGAUCACGUUCUUCAAAAGACUGUGACAGCUGUGCUUCAGCGAACGGACCCUCAGGGCUCUAAGCUGCGCAAAUUACCACUUGGGAUUGCCCCACUUGGAGUGUGGAACUCUUUUGCAAGGCGCUCUAGUAAUUGCGAUAGUAAUCUACAGAGGUGCUUUGAUUUAUUGACUCCGCUUCUUAAAAAUGCGAUAAAGAGCCAAAAUGUUUUGGAAAUAUCUUCAAUUCCCACUCCACUGACAAAGGAUUUCGUGAUCACGCUAGCCCUUCCCUCGUGA
Molecule: messenger RNA, 651 nt
Organism: Dicrocoelium dendriticum
Lineage: Eukaryota; Metazoa; Platyhelminthes; Trematoda; Plagiorchiida; Dicrocoeliidae
Source: the annotation of a GenBank genome assembly